Messenger RNA from Ctenopharyngodon idella (grass carp), 6094 nucleotides. Its product is annotated as tripartite motif-containing protein 12A-like. Gene Ontology annotation, molecular function: zinc ion binding. NCBI's taxonomy places the organism in Eukaryota, Metazoa, Chordata, Actinopteri, Cypriniformes, Xenocyprididae. The record is from RefSeq and is a predicted model, not a curated record. Bases 238 to 1773 code for a protein of 511 amino acids. The transcript has 6 exons.
AACUUUCUGCUUGCAGAGCACCAACCGACUUACUCUCGUCUCCUCUCUGCUGAUUGACAGUAAGGAGCAUUGAUAUUCUCCACCUCAGGCUUUUUUCUCUCCCUUCAAACUGGUCUAACACACAUUUUUGGAGGACCGGCUGUGGAUGUGAAGCUUUUUUGAUUCAAAACAGACUAUUGAGAGUUUUUGCCUGGAUGAAAGUGAAACUUUAAAUACAUUUUUAAGUGACUUGGAAGAAUGGCAUCUAGAUAUUUUUCUGAGGAUGAUUUGUCUUGUCCAGUGUGCUUAGGUAUUUUUAGAAAUCCUGUCGUUUUGUCCUGUAGUCACAGUUUCUGUGAACAAUGUAUUCAGUGGUUUUGGAGAAAGAAAUCAUCUAAAACAUGUCCAGUUUGCCGAAGAGUAUCUUCACACAAACAUCCUCCAUUAAAUUUGGCUUUGAGGAACCUGAGCGAAACCUACCAACAAGAGAGAAUACAGAAAUCUCCGUCAGGAGUCUGCAGCGAUCACAAAGAGCCGCUCAAGCUCUUCUGUCUGGAUGAUCAACAGCCCGUGUGUUUGGUGUGUCGAGACUCCAGAAAACACUCCAACCACAGAUUCUGUCCUGUAGAUGAAGCUGCGAUGGACAAUAAGGAGAUACUCAAAGCUUCACUGAAUCACUUACAGGAGGAACUGAGAAUAUCUGUGAAUCUUGAACAGAAUCUGUGUAAAACUGCUGAAGAUAUUAAGUUUUACGCUCAACUCACAGAGACACGGAUUAAAGAGGAGUUUGAGGAACUUCACCAGAUUCUACACAAUGAAGAAGCAGCCAGAAUAACAGCACUGAGAGAGGAAGAGGAGCAGAGGAAUCAGAUGAUGGAGGAGAAGAUGGAGGAGGCGACCAAACAGAUUUCAUCUCUCAGAAGCAUAAUUGAAGACAUAGAGGAGCAGAUGAAGGCUGAAGAUGUUUCAUUCCUGCAGAACUUUAAGGCCACAUUGCAAAGAGCCCAGUAUGUCCUUCCGGAUCUAGACCUCAGUCCAAGUGUGAUCACUUUCCCAAAUCACCUGACCAAUCUGAAGCUCAAUGUCUUACAGAAGAUGCAGGACAAUGUUGGUAAAACUUCAGACUUCAACACCGGUCAUUCUCAUGUCCUAUUUGAUGAUUCAGUGAAAUAUAAUGAAAACAAGCAUUUUCAGAGUAGUAGAGGGAACAGUCCACAUAUGUUGUCCAUAGAACCACAGCAAGUAAAAGAAAAUGAAAUGAGAACAGCAACUAAUUCCUGGAGGGCAAGAUCCAUAAAUGAUUCACAGCAAGUAAAAGAAAAUGAAACAAGAACAGCAACUAAUUCCUGGAGGGCAAGAUCCGUAAAUGAUUCAAAACAAGUAAAAGAAAAUGAAACGAGAACAGAAAGUAAUUCCUGGAGGGCAAGAUCCAUAAAUGAUUCACAGCAAGUAAAAGAAAAUGAACCAAGAACAGCAACUAAUUCCUGGAGGGCAAGAUCCGUAACUGAUUCACAGCAAGUAAAAGAAACUGAAACGAGAACAGCAACUAAUUCCUGGAGGGCAAGAUCCAUAAAUGAUUCAAAACAAGUAAAAGAAAAUGAAACGAGAACAGAAAGUAAUUCCUGGAGGGCAAGAUCCAUAAAUGAUUCACAGCAAGUAAAAGAAAAUGAACCAAGAACAGCAACUAAUUCCUGGAGGGCAAGAUCCGUAACUGAUUCACAGCAAGUAAAAGAAAAUGAAACGAGAACAGCAACUAAUUCCUGGAGGUCAAGAUCCAUAAAUGAUUCACAGUAACUAAAAGAAAAUGAAAUGAGAACAGGAACUUAUUUCUGGGGGGAAAGGCCCGUAAAUGCCCCCCUUGGUGCCCCCUCUCGGAACAUGACAAUUAUGAGAUCCAGUUCCCAACUGUCUGAAAAUAAAUGAACAAAUGAACGUGAAGAAAAGUGCAAGAUCUGUUGGUAUGUCAUCAAAUCAAUCUUACACUGUAAUGUUGAUUCAACAUAACAUUUCUCUUUCUAUUUCAAAACAAUCAAUAGAGAUUACUACUUUCCAAAAAAAAGAUAAUUCUUACAAAAGUAAAAGGUGUGGUUUGUCAUAAAUUGUUCUUUCAAUUUAGCUUUGAAUUUUUAAUUUUAUAAAUUAUCAUCUAAAUUAAACUAUCAUCUAAAUUAUCAUCAGAAUUUGGGUGUUUGUACAUUAUUCUCUGUAAUUUAUGAAACAAUAAUCAAAUAUUUUAUUAUUCUUAAUUAUGAAUUUGGGGUUAGGGUUCUGUAAUAAAUUGAUAUUUGUAAUUUGGCUUUUAUCCGUCAUAUUAUAUGUUAACAAUAAAGAAACAACAAACAAGUACAUUUUUGUUUGUUUUUUUGGAGUAUUUGAUGAACAGAAGGCAGGAAAGGUGAGUACAAAUUAAACAGUCUUUAUUUCAGGAAAGCAGGCAAAGCUGAGCGGAGAGACACUGGCUGGAAGGGAGUUAAACGUGAAAUGAAGGUGAGAUCCUGUUUUUUGCGAGAAGGUUUAUGGGAUAGGUGACUUUCUUGAGCUGCCUCUGCACAGUAAAAUGACCUAUAUAGCGGAGACUCCGCUUACGGCAGGGCAGUCAAAGACGGAUGUCCCAAGUGGAUAACCACACCUUUUGUCAGGGCUGGUAACGUAGAGUGUCAGCUCUAUGGGCAUCAGCUUGGGUCUUGACUUUGCACUGCCCUUUGGAGAUUUACAUGAGCUGAGUCCCAUACCCUCUCGCUCUGCUGGAACCAGUGGUUAACAGCUGGAACCUCCGAUGGCUCGCCGGACCAUGGGAAUAACGGUGGUUGGAAUCUAAGCACACACUGAAACAGAGUAAGCCCAGUGGUGGAUUCGAGGAGAGAAUUCUGGGCAUACUCUGCCCAGGGGAGGAACCAGCUCCAGCUGUUCUGGUUCUGGUGGCAGUAUGACCGCAGGUACCUCCCGAUCUCCUGGAUCUUGUGCUCAGUCUGGCUGUUGGUUUUAGGAUGUUAGCUGGAGGAUAAACUGAUGGUGAUGCCAAGGAGUUUGAGUAUGGCUUGCCAGACUCAGGAGAUGAAUUGUGGUCCUCGGUCUGAUACUAUGUCUUCAGGCAGAGCGAAGUGGCAGAAGACGUGUUGGAGGAGUGCUUCGGCUGCUUCAAAGGUGGUAGGUAGACCCUUCAUAGGAAUGAGCUUGCAGGAUUUUGAGAAUCGAUCAACAACGAAGAUGCAGGUGUGAGAAUCAGAGGGUGGAAGAUCUGUCUUGAAAUCAAUGCCGAUAUGGGACCAGGGACGUUGUGGUAUGGGCAGAGGAACCAGUUUUCCAGCAGGUUGCUGACAGGGGAAUGUUGGUGAUGGCACAGACUGAGCAUCCCUUGAUGUACCGAGAGAUAUCCUAGGCCAUGGAUGACCACCAGUAGCGUUGGUUGAGGAGCAAGAUGGUUCGCUGACUACCUGGGUGUCCAGAGCCCGGACACGUGUGAGCUGAGUCCAUGAGGGGCAGGCGACAGGUGGAUGGAACGUAAGUUUACCCCUCAGGACCUCUCAGCGGAGCAGGUUCAGUAAUUGUGGCUUGACGGAUUUGAUCGUCGAUGGACCUAUUGGAUAGGGUUGACUACCAUGGCUGGAGGGAGAAUGGUUUCAGGAGUUCUGGGGUUCAGGAUCAGGAUGGUACAGGAGAGAGAGAGAGUGUCGGCUUUAAUAUUCUUGUGCCCAGGUCGAUACGUGACUAUACAGUAAAAUCUUGUGAAGAACGGGGGUUAAGAUGCUCGGCUUCACGUAGAUAUUCCAGGUUUCAAUGGUCGGUGAUGAUCUCAAACUGAUGGUUGGCUCCCUCCAGCCAGUGUCUCCAUUCCUCCAAUGCAAGCUUUAUGGCCAGGAGCUCACGGUUGCCUAUGUCAUAAUUCUGCUCCACUGAGGACAGCUUUUUGGAAUAGAAGGCACAUGGAUGGAGGAGUUGUGGGUCACCCUGCCGCUGGGAUAAUAUAGCUCCAACUCCAGUUGUGGGUUAGGAUGGUGGAGAAUUGGAGCAGACACGAAGGCUUCUUUGAGGCUCUCAAAGGCGUUGGUGGCAGAUGGUGUCCAGGACUUGGGCCGGUUUUCAAGAGGGAAAAAACACCACUUCAUCAUAAUUUUUUAUGAAGUGGCGGUAAAAGUUGGCAAAGCCCAGGAAUCUUUGGAGUUCUUUGAUGAUGGUAGGUGGUGGCCAGUUCAGGAUGGUGACAUAACCGAGGAAAUGGACAGAGGUGGUAUGAAACUCACAUUUCUCUAGCUUCAGAUAGAGCUGGUGUUCUCUGAGGCGUUAUAAGACCUGCCUUAUGUGAUGCCAGUGUUCAAUCAGGGAACUGGAAUAGAUCAGAAUAUCGUCUAUGUAGACGAUGACAAAGCGCUGCAGGAAGUCUCGGAAUACCUUGUUCAUGUAGUUCUGGAAGAUGGCUAGUGAGUUGAACAGGCCAUACGGCAUCACCUAAUAUUCAUAGUGCCAUGACAGGGUCACGAAGGCGGUCUUCCAUUCAUCUCUUCCUCUAAUACGGAGUAGAUUAUAUGCGCUUCACAGGGCCAGUUUUGAGAAAAUGUGAGCUCCACGCAGCUGCUCCAAGGGUGCUGGGACCAGAGAAAGUGCAUAAUUGAAUUUGACUGUUUGGGAGUUGAGUGUGCGGUAAUCCAGCCUCCGUCCUUCUUGGCCAUGAAGAAGCAUGAAGCGGCAGGGGAUGUAUAUAGUCGAAUGAACUCUUGUUGGAGUGCCUCUUGGAUGUACUCCUCCAUGGCCUUCUGCUCUGGGAUGGACAAAGGGUAAACUCGACCUUUCAGUCGAUGAGGUGGUAUUUGGGUUGCCAACCGCUUGCUGAACACAUUCUGGAAUACCCGAUAUUCAGGAGGAAUUUUUUUCUACUUUGCACUCCGUGUCAGGACUUUCAAUGGAGGUGGAAUUGACAAGGGUCAUGGCGGUGGAGGAUUCAGAUGACUCAGGAGGUUGAGUAUGAGGAACUUUGUUUACAGAAGACAGGCAGUUCCUAAAACAAGAUUCGCCCCAUUGAAGAAUCUCACCGGUGUUCCAGUUGAUUUUAGGCUUGUCUUCAGACAUCCAUGGGCAUCCCUGUAUGAUGUCUGUGGUGGAUCCUUCCAGUACCAUGAACGAAAUUUCCUUAGAGUAGAGACAGCUGAUGCGGAACGUCACGGUGGGGGAGAAAUGCCAGAUGCGACCAUGGCCCAACAGUUUUCCCAGGAUCGUAUGAACUCUUAGGUUUUGGGAACAGUGUUUCCUUUUGAUGUUGAGUUCUUGAAAGAGGUGGUGAGAGAUGAAAUUCCCUGCUGAACCGGAACCGAUGAGAGCUUGUGCUGAAACAGAAGUAUUACAAAGUAUUACGUUCGAGGAGGUUGAACUGGACAGCCAGUGAUAAUGUGCCCAUCUUACCCACAGUAUUGACAGAGAUGGUUAAGGAUCCUUCGUUGAUGCUCCACUGGCGUGAGGUGAUGGGAGUCGAUCUCUGCCCUAAGGGGCGGAGGGCCCUAUUGUUUUCCUUAGGUACAUUUUUCUUUUAAACUUUCAGGCACUUUUGGGUCCCUUAACAUGCUCAAAAACUCUUGAAACUUUGCACACACAUUGAAAUUAUCAGCCAUCAGGGCUGGGCACAAGUUGUCAUGGGGGAGGACCAUUUUAUAUGGUUGUAUUUGAGGCGCUCUGUAGAGCACCCCUUUUCACCUACAGUAACCAAACUUCAUACAGUUAUAGGUCUCAUCGGGGCGAACAACUUUCACACUCUAAGUCAGGGGUGUCAAACAUACGGCCCACAAAGGUGUCCAAUCUGACCCGGGGGAUGAUUUGAACUAUAAUAAAAAAUAGAGAUGCACUAGUCCAUUGGUCAUAAAGCCAAAUGUUUUUUAGUUUUAUUACAUGAAAGAUAAUUUUCAAAAAUCCAUAUUAGGGGCACUUUAAAUUAAAUAAAUAACUUAUGAUUUUUACCACAGAAAUGAAUCAACAUCGAACUUAAAUUAACUGGACAAUGACUUUAUUCUAGAGCUGCUGUACAGCCUAAACAAAACAAAGCAUUAGUUUCCGGUGAUCACUGUAAAGCUCCUUUGAAACAAUCUGUACUGUAAAGAGUGCUAUAGAAAUAAAGGUGACUUGACAUGCA